AUGUGUCUACCUUUGGUUCUCUUCCUUUUGCUUUCUCUUAGUGAGGGCUUCAGUCCUAACUGCCCAGGAAGAUGUAGCUGUGAGUCCCUGCAGCUGGUGCAAUGCUACAGACUAACUGAGGUGCCCACCAGUAUUCCUGCCACAACUAAGAGGCUUUUCAUCAGCCACAGCAAAAUCAAACACCUCCAGCUAUCUAACUUUACCCAAACGUUGGCUCUUGAAGAUUUUAUUCUCCUGGCCAGUGGAACAGAAUCAGUGGAAAAUGACACUUUCAAAACUCUGAGUACCCUGAAGACCUUGGAGCUCUGGAAAAAUAAGUUACGACGCGUGCCCACUGUUCUCCCGGCCAAUCUCGAAGUGCUAAAACUCAAUGAUAAUUCAAUACCCAUCUUACACGGGUCAGAUUUUGAAGGGCUGAAGAAAUUGAGAGUCCUGGAACUUAAAAAUAACCUAAUCUCUUCCUUUUCUCCCAGUGUGCUUUCCUCUCUUGUCAGUUUGCAAAGUUUGAUGUUGGAUGGCAACAAUAUGGAGUCUGUGGCUGGCCCACUGACACUUCCCCGUUUGACACAGAUGAGUAUGGAGAAUAAUAAACUACAUCUCAUACCUGGUAGCUUCUUCACUUCUCUUCAGUCUUUGCAGUUUCUUAGUUUCAGUGGUAAUUUACUAACGAAAAUUCCUUCUAAUCUGCCCAAAUCCUUGAUAUCCUUAAAGAUGGAGAGAAACCAGCUCAAAGUGGUAAGAUUUCGAGAGAUGAAACACUUGGAGAAUCUUUCCCAUCUUUAUUUAUCAGAAAACUUACUCUCUUCUAUCGAUGGGGCACAACUCCUUGCCAAUUUAAUUACCCUUGAGUUGUCCCAAAACCAACUCCAAACAUUGCCCCUCAGACUACCAGCAAGAUUACAAAAACUUGAUUGUAGCAAUAAUCUAAUUCAGAGAGUGACAGUGCAAGAUUUCCAGGAUCUCCGAGACUUGAAACACUUGUUUCUGGACAACAAUAUUGUCAGCUUGUUCGAAGCUGGAGCUCUGCAGAGGUGUUCUCAGCUCUCCAACCUGGCCCUGGAGCAGAACUUGCUGUUGUCUAUACCACUAAGGCUUCCAGGGACCUUAGCCAGGCUGGACCUAAAAGGCAAUGUCAUCCAGGAUAUCGCUGAGAGGGAGCUCAAGGACCUAAAGCAGCUGCAGGUUCUAAACCUCAGGAACAACAAGAUCUCUGCCUUAGACCUCAAAGCCUUGGAAGGUCUGCCCCGCCUCAGACACCUGUACCUGGAUGGAAACCCCUGGAACUGCACCUGCAGUCUCCUGAGAGCCAGGGAGGUCCUGAAGGCCAAGGGCACAGACGUAAGGGGUGGACAGUGUGCGGCACCAGCAGAACGACUAGGAGAGAGCUGGAUGUCCUCGAAGAAGAUCAUGAGGCAGUGUGAGCAGCACUUACGCAUGACGGAGAAAAGCAAAGACACAAAGAAGAAAUCAAAACCCGAAGAGCAGAUCAGCCUGAGAAUCAACAUGGAUGAUGACUAUUAUGAUUAUGAAAUAGAUUAA
This is a messenger RNA of Elephantulus edwardii (Cape elephant shrew), 1539 nucleotides long. RefSeq names its product carboxypeptidase N subunit 2-like. Lineage: Eukaryota; Metazoa; Chordata; Mammalia; Macroscelidea; Macroscelididae. The transcript has 3 exons. The coding region runs from base 1 to 1539 and encodes 512 amino acids. The record is from RefSeq and is a predicted model, not a curated record. Gene Ontology annotation, molecular function: protein binding.